UCAGAUGGUUAUACAACUGAUGACAUUGAAUUUUAUUGGAGGGGGGGCAACCAUGCUGUCACAGGAGUUGAUAGAAUUGAAUUGCCACAAUUUUCCAUUGUAGACUACAAACUCCUAUCAAAAAAUGUUGUAUUUUCCACUGGUUCCUAUCCAAGAUUGUCUCUUAGCUUUAAACUGAAAAGAAACAUCGGCUAUUUCAUCUUGCAGACAUACAUGCCCUCUAUUUUGAUCACUAUUCUGUCAUGGGUUUCUUUCUGGAUUAACUAUGAUGCAUCAGCUGCCCGGGUUGCCUUAGGAAUCACAACUGUUCUCACUAUGACAACAAUCAACACUCACCUUCGAGAAACACUACCUAAAAUCCCCUAUGUGAAAGCCAUUGAUAUGUAUCUUAUGGGUUGCUUUGUGUUCGUUUUUAUGGCAUUAUUGGAGUAUGCAUUGGUCAACUACAUAUUUUUUGGUAGGGGACCACAGAGGCAAAAGAAGGCUGCAGAAAGAGCUGCCAGUGCUAACAAUGAGCAAAUGAGAAUGGAAGUUAAUAAGAUUCUUUCUCAGAUGGAUCCACAUGAAAAUAUUUUGCUGAGCACACUUGAAAUUAAAAAUGAGAUGGCAGCAUCAGAAGCUGUUAUGGGUCUUGGUGAUCCAAGAAGCACUAUGCUAGCUUAUGACACCUCCAGCAUCCAGUACCGAAAAGCCGGAUUACCAAGGCAUAGCUUUGGACGCAAUGCCUUAGAACGACAUGUGGUACAAAAAAAAAGCAGACUACGGAGACGUGCAUCCCAGUUGAAAAUAACCAUACCUGACUUGACUGAUGUAAAUGCCAUUGACAGAUGGUCACGCAUGAUCUUUCCUGUGGUUUUUGGAUUCUUCAACGUUGUCUACUGGCUCUAUUACGUGAACUAA
Molecule: messenger RNA, 900 nt
Organism: Staurois parvus
Lineage: Eukaryota; Metazoa; Chordata; Amphibia; Anura; Ranidae
Source: the annotation of a GenBank genome assembly